Carassius carassius (crucian carp) is the source of this 2487-nucleotide messenger RNA. RefSeq names its product branched chain amino-acid transaminase 2, mitochondrial (gene bcat2). NCBI's taxonomy places the organism in Eukaryota, Metazoa, Chordata, Actinopteri, Cypriniformes, Cyprinidae. Gene Ontology annotation, cellular component: mitochondrion. Gene Ontology annotation, molecular function: branched-chain-amino-acid:2-oxoglutarate transaminase activity. Gene Ontology annotation, biological process: L-valine biosynthetic process; L-leucine biosynthetic process. Bases 186 to 1361 code for a protein of 391 amino acids. The record is from RefSeq and is a predicted model, not a curated record. The transcript has 11 exons.
AUGCGAAUGGGCUUACAUGAAAAUUGAAGAAACUUUAAUCGAUUCAAACCCUGAGCACAUUGCUUCUAUUUUCUUAAAGGGUUCAAUCCGGAACGCGGAGCUCAUCGAGUCCCAGGCUGUUGCUCCCACUCGGACUAGUUUACCAUUCAUCUCAUCUCAUCUCAUCUCAGCACAGCACAGCAGCGAUGGCAGCGGUCAGGACGGCACUGAAUGGACGCUUUCUUCAGCCUCUCUCCCGGUCAUGUGGGUCGUUGCGGUUCGUCAGCUCUUCCUUUAAGGCUGCAGAUCUUACCAUAGAGAGGAACCCUGUACUGAAGCCAAAGCCAGACCCCUCGACCCUCGUGUUCGGCAAGCAGUUUUCAGACCACAUGCUGACAGUCAGCUGGUCUGCAGCAGGAGGAUGGGAGGCACCUCAGAUCAAGCCCUUCCAGAAUCUGUCCCUUCACCCUGCUUCCUCAGCCCUGCAUUACUCCAUAGAGCUAUUUGAGGGCAUGAAGGCAUUCCGGGGAGUAGAUAACCGUAUCCGUCUUUUCAGGCCGAUGCUGAAUAUGGAGCGCAUGUACCGGAGCACGGAGAGGAGCUGCCUGCCUUUGUUUGAGAAGGACGAACUGAUAAAGUGUAUCAAUAAGCUGAUUGAGGUCGACCAAGAAUGGGUUCCUUACUCCACAGACGCCAGCCUGUACAUCAGACCAACCUUUAUAGGAACUGAACCUUCUCUAGGUGUGUCUCGAGCGGGUCAUUCUUUGCUCUUUGUCAUCAUUGGGCCCGUUGGACCUUAUUUUGCCACUGGAGGCUUUAGUCCAGUGUCGUUGCUGGCAGAUCCUCGAUAUGUCCGGGCCUGGAGGGGCGGUGUUGGAGAAUACAAGAUGGGAGGUAACUAUGGGCCGACGAUUGCUGUUCAGAGCGAGGCGGCCAGGCAGGGCUGCCAGCAGGUCCUCUGGCUGUACGGAGAGAAUGAGGAGAUCACGGAGGUCGGAACCAUGAAUCUCUUCAUCUACUGGACCACAGAGAACGGAGAGAAAGAGUUGGUCACCCCUCCACUUGAUGGCGUCAUUCUUCCAGGAGUCACCAGACAGUCACUUCUAGACCUUGCCAGAGAAUGGGGGGACUUCAAAGUGACAGAGCGCAGAGUUUUAAUGAAGGAGCUGAUAGACGCUUUAGAUGACGGACGGAUUCUGGAGGUGUUCGGUUCGGGCACUGCAUGUGUGGUGUGUCCAGUUGGCAGUCUGCUCUACAGAGGACAGACUUACCAAAUUCCCACAAUGAAGAAUGGUCCGGACCUUGCUAAGAGAUUCCAUAAGGAGCUCACUGACAUCCAGUAUGGACGCACUCAGAGGGACUGGGCACCUGUGAUCGUCUAACCGAUCUGAAGCUGGUUUCAUGUUUAACCUCAUCUCAAGUGUUUGUGUGUAGACUAAAUAGAUGGGUGUUAUUCUACAGUAACAACCUUUCUAAACAGAAAACCACCUAUUACAUGUAUGCAGUCUUUCUAAAUGACCUUACAUACUUGCUUGCAUAUUCAUAUGGUACAAUUUUAGCACUAGAGAUCGUCCUUAAACCUGAGCACAAGCGUCAUAAGCAAAUAUGUCCUUGCAAUAGUUACUGAUUCAAUCUUUAAACUUUUUUUUAUCUUGUUUUACCAAAAAGUCUUGCUGUUUCCCUUUUGUCUCCUAAAAUGUUAUUUUCCUACAACUUUCAUGUGUAUUAACAUUUCAAAUUUCAUAUAGCGGGAAUGGUGCUAUGAAAUCAGGCCGUUGAGAAGGAUCAGACUUCUGCACAUAAUCAUUUUAAUGUAAAUGUUCAUUGAUGUUCAUGAGCUGCUUGUUUGUGUAACGCAAGAGAACAGAUGUCAUAAUUUUCUUUCUUACUAGCAAGAGGACAGACAUUCAUUCAUUUUGCAUCAAUUUUAAACGGUUGUUUUUUUUAAAAGACACUAAAUUGAUUUGAAAUUAUUGUCCAUGUAGGGAAGUACAAGGACAGUGUGUUAUCACCAGAUAUAGAUGAUUUAAAACCAUGAGCUGAACUUAUGCAUGCACAAAGGGGCUUCAGGACGGCCCGGACCUAGUACCUCUAGAGACCACUAGAAAAGUCUUGAUGUGAUCGUUACUCUGCUCUGUGUGUGUUAUCUAUAUGAUAUAUUUGGAACAACAAUGUGACCUAUAUGUACAUGUGUUUGUGAAAUAUUGAAUGUUCACUGAACAUGUAGAAUGUAUCGGUUUUAACUUAUUCCUGGUGUUGUUUUAAUGGCUAGAAUAGCUAUCAGCUCAUGAACCCUCCUUGUUUCGUUUUGUUCCCUUCAUGCACUCCACAUCUCUUCUGUCUAAGUGCCUGAUGGAGUUGGCUUUAUCUUUCACAUUUGUCUUUAUUGUGGUGAGGGGGCUGCUGCUGCACACAUGAUUGGUUUGUUUUAUUCGAAGGGUUUUCAAAGUAGAUGUCUUUACUUUUUCUGUUACUGUAUUUUUUCAAAUAAAUUCAGUUUGCAUCCAA